GACAGUGCACUUCUUUCAUUUCCAUCUUUGCAAGAUCUCCAUUUUCUUCGGCCCUACGCACAGGAAAAGGGGAUUAAAGACGAGGAAAAAUGAAUGAAGAAUACGAUGUUAUCGUGCUGGGAACUGGGCUAACGGAAUGCAUCCUGUCUGGGAUCAUGUCCGUGAAGGGGAAGAAGGUGCUGCACAUGGACAGGAACUCGUACUAUGGCGGGGAGAGUGCCUCCAUCACCCCCCUGGAGGAUUUGUUCAAGCGUUUCAGCCUUCCAGGCAGCCCUCCUGAUUCCAUGGGGAAAGGCCGCGACUGGAACGUGGACCUCAUUCCAAAAUUUCUAAUGGCCAACGGUCAGCUGGUUCGUAUGCUGCUGAUCACACAGGUGACGCGUUACCUGGACUUUAAAGUGAUCGAGGGCAGCUUCGUCUACAAAAAGGGCAGCAUCUACAAAGUGCCCUCCACUGAGACAGAAGCACUGGCAUCCAGCCUCAUGGGACUUUUUGAGAAAAGACGUUUCAGGAAGUUCCUUGUGUUUGUUGCCAACUUUGAUCAGAAUGACCCAAAGACCCUGGAGGGUGUGGACCCCAACAAGACCACCAUGCGAGAUGUGUACAAAAAGUUUGACCUCGGGCAGGAUGUUGUGGACUUCACAGGCCACGCUCUCGCUCUGUACCGCACAGAUGACUACCUGGAUCAGCCCUGCAUAGAGACGAUAAACAGGAUUAAAUUGUACAGUGAGUCUUUGGCGAGGUAUGGAAAGAGUCCAUAUUUGUACCCUCUCUAUGGCCUGGGAGAGCUGCCCCAAGGCUUCGCCAGAUUAAGUGCCAUUUAUGGAGGAACAUACAUGCUAAACAAGCCCAUUGAGGAGAUUGUCAUAGAGAACGGCAAAGUGGUGGGCGUCAAAUCGGAAGGAGAGAUUGCACGCUGUAAGCAGCUGAUUUGCGACCCCAGCUACUUCAAGGACCAAGCCAAGAAGGUUGGUCAGGUCAUCCGGGUCAUCUGCAUCAUGAGCCACCCCAUCAAGAGCACCAGUGAUGCCAACUCCUGCCAGAUCAUCAUCCCUCAGAAUCAGGUCAACAGGAAGCACGACAUCUACGUGUGCAUGAUCUCCUACGCACACAAUGUGGCAGCACAGGGUAAAUAUGUGGCCAUUAUCAGCACCACUGUGGAAACCAACGACCCCGAGAAAGAGAUCAAACCAGCCCUAGACCUUCUGGAACCGGUUGAGCAGAAGUUUGUGAGCAUUAGUGACCUGCACGCACCAACUGACAUGGGAUUGGACAGUCAGAUCUUUAUUUCUCGCUCCUAUGAUGCCACAACCCACUUCGAAACAACCUGCGAUGACAUCAAAGACAUCUACAAGCGAAUGACGGGCACAGAGUUUGACUUUGCCGAAAUGGAACGCAAGAAGAACGACAUCUUCGGAGACGGGGCCGACCAGUAAACCAGCUCCAGCUGCUCUUGAAUAUCACAUAUUCAGACGAUCAUAAUCUUAAUGUAAAAAAAGAAAAAAAAAAGAAAAAUGGGCAAGCUGGCUAUGCACGUGUAUGUUUUGCCCAUAAUGGAAUUUCAUGUAAACCAUUACAAAUUUAGCAUUUUCAGGGGGAGAGGGGGAGAAGGUUCUGCCAGUCUGCUUUUUAUAAUCAGGAAAUGAGAUAUAUGUUGCACCGAUUGUAUAUCAAUGCCCUAUAUUCAGUUACCAUCAUGAGAUUUUUAUCUCAGCGUGCUUAGACAUGGUAUGUGUUAAGUCCAAAUAUGCCAAAUGAUCAGAUGUAUUCAAGUGAUGUGAAGAAAUCUGUAUUUGAAAAAAAUUGGUGUUUUCUUUGAACAUGGUAAGCAGCAGACGACUGGUGAAAGAAGUGAUAUGAUCUGUUGAGUUCUGUCAGGUUAACAGCACAUGUUUUUUUCUCAAGUUAUUUUCAGACAAAACUAUCUACUUAGAAGAUAACUUCCAGGGAGACAUACUAUUUUCCUACAAAUUACAACUGGUGCUUCAACUAGUUACGAAUCUUCUGUUCUCAAUAUAUCUCCUAUUCCUGCGUUUACACUUUGAAUGGAAGCAUCAAGCACACACAGUGUAGGUAAUCGUUCAUGUAACCUGUGUCCAACCAUGCAGUAUUCAUUUCGCAAUACGCUGAUGUGAUUCGGACCCCCUAUUAGCUGUUAAUUGUGCUACUUGUUGGAAGGGUGGGAGUUUGAUGGCGUUUUCUUCAGCUUUGUCUUGCAUCUCUUUUCUGAUGGGUAAUGCGUGAUUUUAAGGCCACUAAACAGGAAGGUUAUCACACGUCAAUGGGAAAAGCUGCUUAACUGUUAGUCUGGAAUCUGCUUGUCUAGUGUGUGUUGGAGCUCGCCUUCUCCCUCACCUCAGAGCGCACAGAGAAGCAGGUAGUAUCUGCCAAGUUCUCAACACCUCUGAUGUGUUAGAAUGGACCAAAAUGUCUGGCAGUAUUGACAUGACCAUGGCCCUGCGCAAAAAUGUCACCGAUGUUUUAAACAAAUGCUGAACGAACGGGGCUCAAAUGAUUUCUGUACUGCAAAGUAAAAAUGUUAACUUGUGGAAAA
Triplophysa rosa is the source of this 2554-nucleotide messenger RNA. It is a transcript of the gene gdi2, whose product is annotated as GDP dissociation inhibitor 2. The transcript has 11 exons. Gene Ontology annotation, molecular function: Rab GDP-dissociation inhibitor activity. Bases 90 to 1436 code for a protein of 448 amino acids. The record is from RefSeq and is a predicted model, not a curated record. Gene Ontology annotation, cellular component: cytoplasm. Gene Ontology annotation, biological process: small GTPase-mediated signal transduction; protein transport; vesicle-mediated transport. Lineage: Eukaryota; Metazoa; Chordata; Actinopteri; Cypriniformes; Nemacheilidae.